Messenger RNA from Gasterosteus aculeatus aculeatus (three-spined stickleback), 974 nucleotides. RefSeq names its product transmembrane protein 86B (gene tmem86b). The record is from RefSeq and is a predicted model, not a curated record. Gene Ontology annotation, molecular function: hydrolase activity. Gene Ontology annotation, cellular component: membrane. Lineage: Eukaryota; Metazoa; Chordata; Actinopteri; Perciformes; Gasterosteidae.
AGCAAAGAUCAGUCCACAGUUCACUGCCAUGAAAUGACAACUGACUAAGAGACGUGGCAGAGAUUCCAGACGGAAGGGAACAAGACGAGAACUUCUGAGGAUUAUAUGUGGCGACGGGAUUGCAAAGACCGACGAAAGUAUAAGGUGUCGAGAAGACAAGACAAGUUCACACCUCGACAGUGCUGACUCUGAGAAGAUGGACAUCCUUGAGACAGAUGCCUUCGACAGGCGGCAGAGGAGAAACAUGUCCUGUGCUCUCCUCCUUUCUCUCUUGCCCUUCUUUUUGUCCGCAGCUCUGUUCUUCUACCUGUGGACACCUGACUCAUCUGCAUCCAUCAUGUCUGCAGGUGUCAAAUCAGCACCGGUCCUCCUAUUGGCUGCAGCAGUGCUGAGCUGGAAUGGCGGUCAGAGUGUCCUCGGUGUGGUGGGAGGAUUGAUAUUCUCUGCUGUUGGUGACUGCUGCUUAGUGUGGCCUGAUCUUUUUCUGCCUGGAAUGGCUGCGUUCGGCGUGGCUCACCUGCUGUACUCAUUCACCUUCCUCUCCAGUCGCUAUUCGGCAUAUUCCUCCUCCUCCUCCUCUUCCAUCUGGAUUCGUUCUCUGUAUCUGAUCCUGUUCAUGAUUGGAGGUGGUUUCUACAUCUACAUGUAUCCGUUUCUGCAGAAGGCGCCAGACUCGGGUGUACUGCUUCCAGCUGUCGGGGUGUACAUUGCCUUGAUUGUUCUGAUGGGGUCAUUAGCCAUCAGAACCCGCAACAUGGCAACGCUGUUAGGAAGUCUGGUCUUCAUGGUGUCUGACCUGUCACUGGCUCUGCAAGUUUUCAAAGUGGUCGCACCGAUGGAGCAUGGUCACGUCGUUGUGAUGGUAACAUAUUAUUUGGCACAGCUGCUGAUCGCCGUGGGCGAUGUUAAUGCAGCCAACAGCAAUGACGACAUUGCAAAAUGGAAGCGGUCCUAAACUAGCCUCUUUUAAUAUU